Messenger RNA from Mycena indigotica, 1251 nucleotides. RefSeq lists its product as uncharacterized. NCBI's taxonomy places the organism in Eukaryota, Fungi, Basidiomycota, Agaricomycetes, Agaricales, Mycenaceae. The record is from RefSeq and is a predicted model, not a curated record. The coding region runs from base 1 to 1251 and encodes 416 amino acids. Gene Ontology annotation, molecular function: protein binding. The transcript is spliced from 3 exons.
AUGCAGGAUUCUACAGAGCUGCCUCCAGAGCUCAUGGCCAGAAUUUUCAGCGCUUGUCUACCUCCCACUCAAGAUGCCUUUCCACACGCCGACACGGCUCCAAUGCUGCUUUGUCGUGUCUGCCGUCGGUGGCGCAGUAUCGCCCUUUCUACGCCAGAACUAUGGGCGACCUUUGUCGCGAAAGAUGGGAAGGCUUCGGUGGAGACUCUCAAGCUCUGGUCGGACCGCUCUGGAUCUCUUCCGCUUACCUAUGUUCUGGACAGCAACGUCAUCGAUACAGGGAAGAUUCUGCUCGAAACGGCAACUGCAUACAAGCAACGCUGGGGAACGCUAAUCCUUCAUCUUUGCGACCAAUCCUUUGCUCCGCUGAACUCCAUAUCCAGCUGCCGCCUCCCACUAUUGCGAAGCCUUGAACUUAAAGCUCGCUGGCGAAGGGAAGGUCAUGGAAUGACAGCACCGGACCCUAGAAGACUACCGACUUUCGAUCUGGGCGGCGCCCCCAAUCUGACAGAGCUCCGGCUUACCUCUUAUCCACGCAACCACCUGACCGGGAUUCCCUGGCACCGGUUGACCGUCUUAAAGCUCGAGGGCAGAGUAGUCCGCCGUGAUAUGGAACGUUUGGCUUUGUGUCGCGCCCUGGUGGACCUAACUCUUUCUUACCCGGGCUCUGGUCCAAUAAUUCAACCAGCACUCAACAUGGUCCCAGAACUUGUCCACCUCCCACAGCUGCAAUCGCUCACCACCGACGCCAGCGAAAUAUUGACGUGUCUUCGACUGCCACGCCUGCGACACCUGGACCUAGAAGUGUUUGGAAACGAAGAUCCGCUGAAUUUGUUAUCUGCUCUACGCGAUUGGGCGUGUACUCUGCGCUCACUUACAGUUACUCGCCCAAGCCCAGGGGUUCCGUUAUCCAAUAUACUGCCUGGCAUCCCGACGUUGCAGCUACUCUCGCUUGAUUUCCGGUAUUCCGACUCUCUUAAUUCCCCGCACAUCGGAGAUCUUCGCCCGCUGAUCUCCAUCUUCAAGGACCCACACAUCCUAAUGCACCUUCGACGCAUCACCGUCACCUGUUGCUCCACUAAGUGGGAAACCCCGGACGUCUUGCGCCGCUCUUACUCCCUUCCGGUGCGACAAAGAAUCGGUGGACUGGAGUGCAGAUCCCAUUGGGUCACUCGCACCUAUCAUUCGUCGCCAUUCGAGCAUAGAAAUCAGCGUCUGUGGUCGGGACGGUCAGGUGUUGUUUCCACCUGA